This is a messenger RNA of Owenia fusiformis, 4784 nucleotides long. The record is from the annotation of a GenBank genome assembly. NCBI's taxonomy places the organism in Eukaryota, Metazoa, Annelida, Polychaeta, Sabellida, Oweniidae.
AUUUGUUUAGAUUUGGAAAAAUGAACAAGAAAGAAUAAAACUUCUCAGAUUUGUGAUGUUUAAUCGCAAAAAUAUCACAAAACCGCGACUAGAUCUCUGUCUGUGAUGACCUAUGUGCACUAAGGUGUCAAGCUGAAUCUUCAACAUGGCACACUGGCCUCCCAGUCAGUUUGAAACACAUAGAAAAACUCAACAUGAAACUGCGAACGGUAUGCAUCGCCCGCCACCAGGGCAUCAUCCAGGUCACCACCCUCACCCACCUGUGAAGCGGAGAAACUACAAAUUGCUCAGUGAUCCAGAAAUCAAGGGAAAAGCUGCUGAAAAAAUAUACAGAUUUGAAGGAGUGGUUCCUGGGGAAACAAAUUCUGUGAUAGUUACUGAUCCCCGGCCGAGGUUAAACAGAUUUUUCAAUAAACGACAAACCAUUGAUCUUCCUGUACCAAAGUUUGUGUAUGAUGAGAACUACGUUGGAGUCAUACCUCCUAAAGAAGUAACAUUUACUAAUCUUAACGAUAACAUCAAGAAAUCGUUCCUGGAAGAUAUGGUGCAAGGACUUGGAAAAAUUGAGGAAGUUAAAAUAUAUUUUCAUCCGAAAAAAGUCACAAAACACUUAGGUGUUGGAAAGGUGAUGUUUGAAUCAACUAAAUCUGCCAGGAUGUGUGUGGAGAAGUUUGACCAAACAUCUAAGAUGGGUAACAUAAUGACAGUCUUCCUUGAUACAAUGGGCAAAGAGAGGCAAAAAAUUAUUCAGUCUUUGAUAGCCGAUAAACCACAAGUUGAACCGCCCAUGCCCAAAAAAUCUAAGGACAAAUCAGACCCAUGGGGUUCCAGUUUUACAAUACCGAAACGCAAUGAUUUUAAUCGGCCAAGUAGCAUGGACCCUCAGGGAAGGAUUGACUCGAAAGUGCCAUCAUUGCUGGAUGCUAGAUAUGGCGGUAGCCAAUCAGAAUUAAACAUUACUUCGAAUCAAGACAGUUACUCAAAUCAAAGCUUUCCAGAUAAUUACAGCCAGAAUUCGGGAAGUUUCAACUAUAGUAGUUCAGAGUCAAGUCAAAGAGAGCACCCCAGAGACUACCGUGGAGAUUCAGCAUUUGAGAAAAGUUCACAUAGAGAUCGUCAUCGUCACCGUGGUGAUGAUGACCGUCGUAGAGGGUCACGUGAUUCACGUGACUCUCGAGAUGCACGUCAUCAUCGCAAGGAUUCACAUAGGCAUAAACGAGAUCGGGAAUAUGAGCGAGAUUCCCGUAAACGUCGUGACUCACGUGGAGAAUCAGAUCGUGAUAGUGAUAAACACCGUCAUCGUGAUAGGGAUAAGCCCCGCGAGAAGCCUGAAGAAAAACCUCCAGAGCCUGAACCUGAGACUGAUAACAGUAGGACCCUUAGUCUGGAGUCCAGGAUAGAGCAACUGCUACGUCAGUCUAAAGAAUACACAGCAAUGCGGAGACAAAGCUCAGAAUCAACAUCUCAGGAAUCCAAUCCCCCCAUCCCGACUGAAGAACCUCCCAACCCAUUUUAUGAAGAUGCUGCUCCACCUUUGCCAUCCCAGGAUCCCCAUGAUGCCUCGGGGGCACCCCCUUUACCACCCCUUCCUCCUGAGGCUGAAGAAUUUAUGCCUCCACCCCCAGGGGAGGAAUUGAAUUACUCCGACCAGACAGGUACUCCAUCUAUAGACACUUAUGCAAACUAUUCUAAUAUUGUACGAUUAAAAAAUGGAAUUCAUGAUGAAUUAGAAAUGAAUUAUCCAAUGGGGGAGCCCCCUCCACCUGGGAUUGAACCCAUGCCACCAGGUAUGAGACGGGAAUUUCCACGGCAAUUUUCAAAUAGGGACGAAGAUGGAAUGAGCCUAUGUUCCAGUAGUGGAGAUGAAGGGGGAGAAAAAAGGGUGCGACAUAAACCUAAAGAGCAGUCUAUGGCAUCAGUUGUUGGAGACUUUAUGAAAUCACAGGGAUAUAAUGAGCAAUACAUGCAAAACAUGUACAAUAAUUUUAACCAUACUGAACAAAAUAAUUAUGACUCUGAGGAACUGGAAAACGUAAAAGCUGAUGAUUCAGCAUUCCUUACAGUCUUGGAUCAGAUCACGUCUGAACUGAAAAGUGUCGUCAUGAAGGAUUUGACGAAGAAAAUGGUGCAGUCUUCCGCUUUUAAAUCCUUCGAGUCAUGGUGGGAUGUGGAAGAUAAUAAGAAUAAGCCUCAGAAACUUAUGGGACCACCUGUGUCAUCCUCAGACAAGCCUGCCACAACUAAACCAACCAUAGCAGAUCCCCUCAGUUCAUCGAUCGCCUCACUGUUUGAAACAAGAAGCCCUUGGAGUCAAGAAGGAGGUCCCUUAGGACCAGGUGGAUUUGGACCCCAAGCUGGUGGAUUCCUGGGUAUUAGAGGGGGUAUGGGUAUGCCAAAGCUGCCUUCUUUUAGGAAAAAGUUCAUUGCUCCAUCACCAAGCAAAGAAUUAGAAGAAGAAUCAGAUGAAGAUUCAGAUAAGUCUGAAUCUGAGAGUGACCUUGACAUUGAUGAGAAAGAUGUCGCUAAACGUAAGAAGGCCAUCUAUACCAGUAGUGAAGAUGAUGAUGAUAGCGAUAAAUCAGAAAGUGAUGCUGAAGAUUCAGAUAAAGAAGAUAGUUCUGAAGAAAGUAGUUCCAGUAGUGAGAGUGAGGAUGAAUCUGAGGAGAGUGAUGUGGAUGUUGAGACUGACAAGGAGAAAACAGAAGAGAGGAUUACAUUACAAAAAGAAGGAAGUGAAGAUGAAGAAAUCACAGUUGAUGAGGAUAUGGAUGGCAAAGAUGAAGAAGAGGAUGAAAAGAUGGAGACAAAUGAAGAGGAAAAUGCAGCUAAGGUCAAGGAAAGUGAGGAGAGAAAGUUGACCCCUGUUCCGGAGGAAUUAGAAGAUGGUGAACUUGAGGAAGGUGAACUGGAUAGUGAAGCAGAAGACAGUGAAAAGACUGCACAUGUAGAAGAUGGCAUUAAGAAAAAGAAGAAGAAAGGCGUAUUUGAGUUUGUGGAUGACAUUCGCAAACGAAAAACUGAGACUCCAUCGAAGAAAAAGCGUGGUCGACCUCGAAAAUAUCCAAAUGAACCAAUAGUAAUUUAUCAAUCUCCCGUCCAAAGCGACGCUGAAAAUGAGGCUCCAAAAGACAGUACAUCACAAGAUGGCGAUCCAUUGGAUAUUUUAGCGACAGCAGCUGUUCAAGUAUCCAAUCAAAAAUUAGCAAUGGAAAAUGAACAUAAUUAUUUUGCAAAAGCCCCAGAAGAUCUCGAAGCAAAAAAAGCCAAAGAACGCGAGCAAGAAAGAGAGGAACAGACAGAUUCUGGCGAGGAAACUGAGUACCAGCAUGCAUUGUUACAAAUACAUGAAGAGCACUGUUAUUGUAAACCAGAAUUUCUCAAAAUGCAAAAAGCUCUACCACCAUUACCAGAACCUGUCGUACCACUCAUCAAACCAAAACGAAAAUACACAAAACGUCCAAAACUCAAUGAUAUCACAAAUAAAGGAAAUCGUGAACUCGCUGAUCUCCUUGACGCUGUUCCACCAGCGAAAAAACAAAAAGUGGACUUUAAAAAGCGCACAAUGCCAGAGGAGCAACAAAUUAAGUGGGAUAUUUUUGUGCGCGGAGUCGACCAAGAAGAUUUGGAAUUUAUGAAAAAGAGCCACGAUAUUAUGUUACAAUAUGCUGAAUCUAACCCCAUAUAUUAUUGGCUGUAUAACACACAUUGGGUGGACAGUAAACCAACUUAUAUCCCUGAUCCUAAACCAUCAAAACGAAGACGUAAACAUGAAGAUGUUCUGCCUCCAGUACAUAAAACAGGGAGUGCUAGGACAGAGGGCUACUACAAGAUGAAGAAAGAAGCCAUGUUCCAUAUUAAGACUGCCCGCCAAGCAGCUAAUAUUCUCCCAAGUGCCGAGGAGCAAGCUACAAGGCUACAGGAAUCAAGUGAUAAAUUGCGCAAAGCCAACCAGAUUUCCCGUGAAGCCAGACAAGAGCAAAGACGUCUGCUCACAUCAUUUGCUGAAUAUGAACUUGGCGAUUUGCUCAAAUUUAAUCAACUUAAGUUCCGUAAGAAACAGCUGAAGUUUGCUCGUAGUGGGAUUCACGACUGGGGUCUAUUCGCCAUGGAACCCAUUGCUGAGAAUGAGAUGGUCAUUGAGUAUGUUGGACAACAUAUACGUCAGUCAAUCGCAGAUCUGCGUGAGAAACGUUACGAGGCUUCUGGCAUCGGGAGUAGUUAUCUUUUCCGUGUGGAUCAUGAUACGGUGAUUGAUGCAACCAAGUGCGGGAAUCUGGCUCGAUUUAUAAACCACAGUUGUAAUCCAAACUGUUACGCAAAGAUUAUAACUAUGGAAAAUCUGAAAAAGAUUGUCAUCUACACAAAGGAAAAUAUUGGAGUCGAUGAAGAAGUGACUUAUGAUUAUAAAUUCCCACUAGAAGACGAGAAAAUUCCAUGCCUGUGUGGAGCACCAAACUGUAGAGGAACGCUGAAUUAGAUACAUCUUGUUUUGUAUUCAAGUGCGACACUCCCAGAAUUAUUGUCCAGUUGUGAAGUAAAGACAAGUCAAGUCACGGAGACACUAAAAUUAUCGGAAAGUUCUGGGUUAAAUUAUGGGAUAUUAUAUAAUGGACCAAUGCUAAUGUCAUAUCUUUGAUGCAGCUCUCUCCAAGCGCCACAAUGGCUCAAAGCUGAAGAUUAGCUAUAUGGAGUGUGUUGAGAUUUGAAAAAUUACAAUGUAAUCAUGGUAGGCAUAAUACAAAUACAGUGAAAUCUGUGAGGUGAAAAACCUCUGUUAGUGGAAC